Messenger RNA from Loxodonta africana (African savanna elephant), 3713 nucleotides. Its product is annotated as hepatitis A virus cellular receptor 2 homolog. Gene Ontology annotation, molecular function: virus receptor activity; phosphatidylserine binding. Lineage: Eukaryota; Metazoa; Chordata; Mammalia; Proboscidea; Elephantidae. The transcript has 8 exons. Gene Ontology annotation, biological process: phagocytosis, engulfment; positive regulation of mast cell activation. Gene Ontology annotation, cellular component: cell surface. The record is from RefSeq and is a predicted model, not a curated record. Bases 2042 to 3070 code for a protein of 342 amino acids.
GGGUGUGCCUACCCACAGAACGAGAGAGUUGAGCGCAUUUGGGCAGGAGGCUUCGUAGCAGAAUGGGGUCCCCUUGGGUACUUAUUGGCUAAAGAGCUUUGCAACAUUUUCUUAAGCAGGGCAGUGGUGGGGAACCAAAGGCCGAGAGGCCAAGGGCAAGGGAGAGUUCUGCCUGUGAGUGCAGCUGAGAAGCUUUCCUGACUGAACAACCGUAUCGUGAGUCAUUCCUAAUCCUGAAUUGUAACCUGUUACUUUGCUAAGAAACCCCAUAACCGUGAGUGUGGUCUGUGAGCUCUGUGUGGCCAUUGCAAUGAAUUCUCGGAACUAGUAGAGAAGUAGAGAGUGCCCUGGGAGGGAUGGCUAGUGUCAGCAUUGUUAAAAAGGUUGGAGAGAGGAGGUAUGUCUAACCUCUGCCUCAUAGGAAUCAGCCUUGGGCUAUGGAGGUUGAUAAAGAUUCUCCUCUGCCCUUGUGAAAUUAGAGAAGAGGUCAGACAACGCUGCUGCCACACCGUUUUUACAAUAAUAAACGGAGAAAAUAUAGAAGUUGUCACGGAUUUCGUUUUACUUGGAUCCACAAUCAACAUCCAUGGAAGCAGCAGUCGAGAAAUCGAAUGACAUAUUGCAUUGGGCAAAUCUGCUGUAAAAGACCUCUUUAAAGUGUUAAAAAGCAAAGAUGUCACUUUGAGGACUAAGGUGUGCCUGACCCAAGCCAUGGUAUUUUCAAUCACCUCAUACCUAUGGGAAAACUGGACAAUGAAUAAGGAAGACGGAAGAAGAAUUGAUGCAUCAGAAUUCUGGUGUUGGUGAAGGAUAUCGAAUAUACCAUGGACUGCCAGAAGAAAGAACAGAUCUUUCAUGGAAGUACAGCCAGAAUGCUUCUUUGAGCCAGGAUAUCGAGACUCAGUCUCAUGUACUAUGGACGCGUUAUCAGGAGGGACCGGUACCUGGAGAAGAACAUCAUGCUUGGCAAAGUAAAAGGUCAGCAAAAGAGAGGGGGACACUUAAUGACAUGGAUUGACACAGUGGCUACAGCAAUGGACUCAAACAUAGCAACAAUUGGGAGGAUAGCACAGGACCAGGCAAUGCUUUGUUCUGUUGUUAAUAGGGACAAUAAGGGAAUGCUUCAUAAAUGUAAUAAAAUCGAGACAAAGGGGACUCACUAGAUGUGUAUUUGGAUUUGCCAAACUAAGGUGUGUUUUCUGUAUUUGUGCCAGAUCUUACUAAGAUUCUUCUAACACAAUUGAGAUGAAAAUUUCAGUUCAACAUGGCAAGAAACCAGUCAAGAUUUUUACGAGUCAUGUGAUAUUAGGUGUCUUGAAGUUGAUAUUCGACUCAUACUGACCCCAGGUGACAGAGUAGAACUUACCCAUGGGAUUUUCUUGGCUGGAAUCUUUAGGGGAGCAGAUCACCAGGUCUUUCUUCCUCGGGACUGCUGGGUGGGUUCAAACGAAACGUUUAUAAGCGUCGUGCCACCAGAGUUCCUACGAGCCAAGUAGAUCAGUGUCAUUACGUUGGGUUGCCCCAUCCUAAAGACCAAGGUUAUGGGUAAGUCACUUCCCAAGGGGGUAAACUGAAAAGUGACUUGGUAAUAGGGAACUGGGUAAUACAUAGAUCUGUUGACUCCUUCCCACACUAACUCUUGUGCUAAGAAGUUCACCAACUAAAGGAACCCCUUCAAAGUCGGAUCCAUUUUCUUAGCCUGGCUGGGAGUUGGCACCAGUUUCCAUUAGUUUAUUUUCCUCUUUGGACUCCAUCCUCUUGCCCAAAUUCAUUUCCUGAGGCACAUUAGUUUGGGGGCAGGGGCGUGCCUAAUGUGGUAUGUAAGUGACUCAGGAAGAGAGAACUGAUGGGCCUAGCAUUAUGCAAACUCCCCAACUUACACCCCCAAGCCAUCUCACCCACCCAUAAACCUCCUUGAGAAACUGAAGCUCAAGAUAAGAAGAGGCCAAUUUCCUUUUUGUUGCCUCUGAGAAGCCACCAGGCUGCGUGAGAAGCCAGGACUUUUCAUUUGCUGGGUUCUGGCCACCUGGAUCUCAGCACUAUGUCCAGCAGGUACCUGCUCCUCAUCUCAGGUCUCAGCAUCCUGCUGGCACUCUUAGGAGAACACGCUGCAAUUUCUUACGUAAAAGUGUGUGGGGUGUUGGGUCAGCCUGUCACCCUACCCUGCAUGUACUCAGGAGCACUCACGUCCAUGUGUUGGGGCCGAGGGUCUUGCCCUCUUUCUCAUUGCAUGGAUGAAAUUGUCAGGACUAAUGGAUCCCAUGUCACCUUUCAGAAGGACUACCAUUAUAAGCUAAAGGGAUCCCUUUCGGCAAGGGAUGUGUCUUUGACUAUAGAGAACGCAGUCAAGGCAGACAGUGGCCUGUACUGUUGUCGUAUUCAGCACAGCGGAUGGUUUAAUGAUCAGAAAUACACCAUAUCAUUGGAGAUUAAAGGAGAGCACAAAGGUACGACGACCCAGCCACCGGUGGAUGUUUGUAUGAGUGAGGAUACAGCCCAGACUUGGAUACAGUUGAAAAAUACAUGGAAAAAUGGGACCAAAAAGGACAUUGCAAAAGUGGCUACCCAACUAAUUCAGGAGGUGGAAUUAAGUAUAUGGAAUCGGACUUCCAUUUCUCCAGGAAAGUAUGAGGAUCCUGUGCUUGAUAUAGUCUAUGAAACCAAGAGGUGCAAUAAGCCAAGUAAGGAAACAAUUUUGGAAGCUGGAAAUAACACAAUGGAUAUUGACUGUGCCCAUGAUUUCACAGAAACCACAACAGAUCAGGGUGCUGUUGCAUUGAUCACCUAUCGCGCUCUUGGGGAUAUUCUCAAUGAAUCCUUUUUUAGUGACAGAAAAGGACUGCAGGAAGUGAAACUGAACUCUCGUGUUGUGAGUGGCACCAUUGGUUUGAGGAAAAAAAUUGCCCUGUCCAAACCUGUCCUCCUGACCUUUAAACAUACUCAGGUGAGCAAAACCAGGGACUGGUUCUACCCAAGGAGACCAGCACAAUUUGCCAUUGAGCCAAUUCUGAGUCAUGGCCACCUCAUGGGUAUCAGUGUAGAGCUGUGCUCCGUAGGGAGGUGUCAGUGAAUGAUUUAGGGGAAGUAGAUCGUCAGACUUUUCUUCCCAGUUGCCUAUGGGUAGACUUGAACCUCCAACCUUUCAGUUAUCAUUUGAGCACUUUAACUGUUUGCACCACCCAAGGACUCCAUCUAGGGUGCCUUAAAGAGAUGUUGGUGCGUUCUCAGGGUUCUGGUAGGGAAAUGAAUCCAAUUCUGAUGGUUCAGAGUCAAGAGAACUGACAAGGGAUUGCUCACUGUGGCAAUCUAACAGACUGGGGCAUCAUGAUUACAUUAAGCCUAAAUGGAUAACAGAGGCACUAGAAUUAUUGAGCCCAAUGAAAACUGGAGGAGUGGAGGAGGGAUUGUCCAACUGCAGAUGGAAAUAUUGAUAGUUGCUGUCAUGUCAGCUCCUACUCUUUGUGGCCUUAUGUAUAACAGAACAAAUGUUGCCCAGUCCUGCACUACCUUCGAGAUCGUUAGUAUGUUUGAGUCCAUGGUUGUGGUCACUGUGUUCAUCCAUCUCACUUAGGGUUUCCCUCACGUUUGCUGCCCUCCACUUUACCAAACACAAUGUCGUUUUUUAGUAAUUGGUCUUUCCUGAUGAUGUGUCCAAAGUAAUUGAGUCAAAGUCUCCAAAAGUAUUUUAUGAUCCACAGGGUUUUCAUUGACUA